AUGGCGACCAUACCUAUCACCUCACACCGUACACUAGGGCGGGAACCCUCGCCGAGUAUCAAAACGAACGACUUAUCCCUAAGCUUCACUCUGGCCUUAAAAGACGGCGCUUCAGGGACGACGCCAUUAAGCCAUCAGCAACCAGCCUUAUCGCUCCCUAGAGCAGAUAUUCCCUAUAUUGCAACCGCUACAUUCCGUGUCGUUUCUGCCUUUGUGGCCUCCAUAAUAAAUCGUCAACGAAGAAUUAGUUGGGUUGACGCCUGGGACAUAUCACUCUAUUGCCUUUUAUCGCUUCUUGAGCUACAGUUGCUCCUUUCCGUACCGCUACUCUGGCUGGUGGUACCAGGACUAGCACUCUUACCUUGGCUAUGUCUACAGGGGGCUUUGAUAUGGACCCUCCUUCGUUAUGUUAACACUGGACGUGCGUUAUUUAUACACGCUGCUGGUAAGGCUACAAAUGAUCGAUCGAGUAGCGAAGAACCGCGCUCAGAAUGGUUCAUCAUUGGUGGCUUCACAUACAUGCGCCGAGGGCCCCCCCCAAAACUAGCAUCGACCUUUGGACAUGAUAUACAUCUAUUCCCUCCUGAUAGAUUCGGUCUGGUGUUCGACGUGAUCUUCAUAUUCUUCCAACGAAACUUCUAUAUCCCCACGACAAGGUCAAUAGCUCUUUAUAACCGGGUAAAAGGUAGCCUUUUGCAACCAGAAAUAGAUAGCGUACGCAUCCUCGCACAUCAUGCGGGGUCUCUAGACGUAUCAUGA
Molecule: messenger RNA, 759 nt
Organism: Hypoxylon trugodes
Lineage: Eukaryota; Fungi; Ascomycota; Sordariomycetes; Xylariales; Hypoxylaceae
Exons: 1
Coding region: 1-759 (252 amino acids)
Source: RefSeq, a predicted model, not a curated record